AUGGAAAAAGAAAAUUGCUUAUCAGUGACUGAAUUCAUUUUCUUAGGAAUCACUAAUACACUGGGGAUGAAAGUCGCCCUGUUUACCAUGUUUCUACUUGUUUAUCCAAUUAACCUUCUGGAAAACCUUGGAAUGAUCAUUUCAAUAAGAAUGGAUCCCCAGCUGCACACACCCAAGUACUUUUUCCUCUGUCACCUCUCUUUCGGUGACCUCUGCUAUUCCACAACAAUUGGACUCAAGAUGCUUUUCAACGUUUUGGCCAAGAACAAGUCAAUUCCCUUAUUUGGCUGUGCUCUGCAAUUCCUAAUCUCCUGCACCUUUGCAGAUACUGAGUGUCUACUGCUGGCAGUGAUGGCAUAUGAUUGGUACAAGGCCAUCAGCAACCUCUUGCUCUACACAGUCAGCAUGUCCAGCAGAGUGUGCUCCCUGCUCAUGGCUGGGGCUUACAUGGUGGGAAUGGCAGACUCUUUGAUACACACAACACUAGCAUUCCACUUAUGCUUCUGUGCAUCAAAUGAGAUUAACUAUUUCUUCUGUGAUAUUCCUCCUCUCUCAUUGCUGUCUUGCUCAGAUACACAGAUCAAUGAGUUAGCAAUAUUCACUAUUUAUGGCUUCAUUGAACUGAGUUCCAUUUCAGGAGUCCUUGUCUCUUAUUGUUAUAUUUCCCUAUCAGUUUUGAAGAUCUGCUCUGCUGAGGGGAGGUUCAAAGCUUUUUCCACCUGUACUUCCCACCUCACUGAAGUUACAAUUUUCCAAGGAACCCUGCCUUUCAUGUAUUUAAGACCAAGCUCUUCCUACUCUCUUGAUUGA
Messenger RNA from Phacochoerus africanus (Common warthog), 810 nucleotides. Its product is annotated as olfactory receptor 5W2-like. Gene Ontology annotation, molecular function: olfactory receptor activity; odorant binding. Bases 1 to 810 code for a protein of 269 amino acids. The transcript has a single exon. Gene Ontology annotation, cellular component: membrane. Gene Ontology annotation, biological process: sensory perception of smell; G protein-coupled receptor signaling pathway. Lineage: Eukaryota; Metazoa; Chordata; Mammalia; Artiodactyla; Suidae. The record is from RefSeq and is a predicted model, not a curated record.